AUGGUCAACUUCAAGACACCCCCAGGACCUACCGUUCCCACGGCCGUCAAGGCGAGGGAAGAGCUCAAAGCCGGUGAAGGAGUGGAACAUGCUACAUUCGCUUCAGGAUGUUUCUGGGGCACAGAGCAUCUAUUUACCAAGCAUUUCGGCAACAUUCCUAACUUUUCUGCCAUAUCCGGCUACACCGGCGGUCAAUCCGACUCCCCUUCCUAUCGCCAAGUAUGCACCGGCGCCACCGGCCACGCCGAAGCCGUCAACCUCACCUAUCCCACCGGUUCCAUCCCCUACGCCGAACUCGUCGAAUUCUUCUACCGCACCCACGACCCCACUACUGUCGACCGUCAAGGACCUGAUACUGGUUCGCAGUAUAGGAGUGCGAUCUUUUAUAAUAACAAGGAGCAGGAGGAGGUGGCGAGGAAGGUUACGGCGGAGGUGCAGGAGAAGUAUUUGAAAGGCAGACCGAUAGUCACUCAAAUCGCCCCAACUGGGAAAUGGUUCAAGGCCGAGGACUACCACCAACACUACCUGGAUAAUAACCCCGGCGGAUACGAAUGUCCCACUCACCGGUUCUAUUGGUAG
Messenger RNA from Cryptococcus wingfieldii CBS 7118, 579 nucleotides. Its product is annotated as peptide-methionine (S)-S-oxide reductase. The record is from RefSeq and is a predicted model, not a curated record. Gene Ontology annotation, molecular function: peptide-methionine (S)-S-oxide reductase activity. The transcript is spliced from 6 exons. NCBI's taxonomy places the organism in Eukaryota, Fungi, Basidiomycota, Tremellomycetes, Tremellales, Cryptococcaceae. Bases 1 to 579 code for a protein of 192 amino acids.